AAUUUCCUUCCACAAAUCGAAUCCUGGAAAGCCUCUCCAGAGCUCAUUCUUCGUGUGUUCAAUAAAACAUUUCUCUCUAGAUUCCAGCAGUGUAAAAUAAGCAUAAGGAUUAAGGUCUAAGGGGUGAAGGGUGGAGCCAUGGGAGGAACGGAGACGAGGUUCUUGCAGGAAUUGGUCUUGUACGCAGCGAGCGCUGCUCUGAGCUGCCUGGUGUUAUUCGCCGGACUUCGACAUAUGGACCCAAAUCGCGCAGCCAGCAAAAAGGCUCUUGAACAGAAGAAAGAAAUUGCCAAGCGAUUAGGUCGCCCUCUUAUCCAAACCAAUCCUUACGAGGAUGUAAUAGCUUGUGAUGUCAUAAAUCCUGACCAUAUUGAUGUGGAGUUUGACUCUAUUGGAGGCUUGGAAAAUGUCAAGCAAGCAUUAUUUGAAUUGGUUAUUCUUCCAUUACGGAGACCUGAGUUGUUUGCACAUGGCAAGCUUCUAAGUCCACAGAAAGGGGUAUUGUUAUAUGGACCUCCAGGAACUGGGAAGACAAUGCUUGCCAAGGCCAUAGCAAAGGAGUCUGGAGCUGUAUUUAUUAAUGUGAGGAUAUCUAAUUUAAUGAGCAAAUGGUUUGGUGAUGCGCAAAAACUUGUGGCUGCUGUGUUUAGUUUGGCCUAUAAGCUCCAGCCUGCUAUCAUAUUCAUUGAUGAGGUCGACAGUUUUUUGGGGCAGCGGCGUAAUACAGAUCAUGAAGCAUUGACAAACAUGAAAACCGAGUUCAUGGCUUUGUGGGAUGGUUUUACCACAGAUCAGAAUGCUCGGGUGAUGGUCCUGGCUGCAACCAACCGUCCAUCGGAACUUGAUGAGGCAAUACUUCGCCGUCUUCCACAAGCCUUUGAGAUAGGAAUACCUGACUGCAGUGAGAGAGCGAAGAUACUGAAGGUAAUUUUGAAGGGAGAAAAGGUAGAAGAUGACAUUGAUUUUGACCACAUAGCUAGGUUGUGCGAGGGAUACACUGGCUCUGAUCUCCUUGAACUUUGCAAGCAAGCAGCUUACUUCCCUGUUAGGGACCUACUACGUGCCGAAAAGGAAGGCAGGUCCUCUCAUACUCCAAGGCCAUUGUCACAAUCCGAUCUGGGGGAAGUUCUUGCUACAACUAGAAAGACGAGGGUUGCUGCAAGUGAAUACAGUAGGUUAAGUUCACAAUUGCCGUCAUGGUCAAGACACAGGGAGCAGGAUGAUUACCAGGUCCAGAUUGCAAUCAGCGAACUCUCUAAGCUUGUGAUGUCACAAGUUAUCAACCUUCAGUCAGAUGCAAGAGAUCCUUAAUAAUAUGUUUUCACAUUUGCGACGUGAAUGUAGUUUGUGAUGUAAUGGCCAAAUGUUUUUCAAGAUCUUAACACGUGGAUAUUUUACUCAGGAAUUGUAAUUUACCUUUGAGGCAGACUGCUUGCA
This is a messenger RNA of Telopea speciosissima, 1437 nucleotides long. Its product is annotated as outer mitochondrial transmembrane helix translocase. The transcript is spliced from 5 exons. Lineage: Eukaryota; Viridiplantae; Streptophyta; Magnoliopsida; Proteales; Proteaceae. Gene Ontology annotation, cellular component: mitochondrial outer membrane. Bases 139 to 1311 code for a protein of 390 amino acids. Gene Ontology annotation, molecular function: ATP binding; ATP hydrolysis activity. The record is from RefSeq and is a predicted model, not a curated record.